GUUCUGCUUCGUCCAUCUGAGUGUUCAGGAAUUUCUGGCUGCUCUUCAUGUCCAUCUGACAUUCACCAACUCUGGAGUCAACCUGCUGUCACAAAAACAAACAACAUCCAGACGUUUCUACCAGGGACAUACAAUCCAUAAACCUGCAGAGACACGUUUCUACCAGGGACAAACAAUGUACCCUCAACCAGCAGAGACACACUUCUACCAGGGACAAACAAUGUACCCUCAACCAGCAGAGACACGUUUCCACCAGGGACAAACAAUGUACCCUCAACCAGCAGAGACACGUUUCUACCAGGGACAAACAAUGUACCCUCAACCAGCAGAGACACGUUUCUACCAGGGACAAACAAUGUACCCUCAACCAGCAGAGACACGUUUCUACCAGGGACAAACAAUGUACCCUCAACCAGCAGAUACAUAUUUCUACCAGAGUGUGGUGGACGAGGCCUUACAGAGUCCAAAUGGACACCUGGACUUGUUCCUCCGCUUCCUCCUAGGUCUGUCACUGCAGACCAAUCAGAAUCUCCUACAAGGUCUGCUGACACAGACAGGAAGCAGCUCUGAGACCAAUCAGGAAACAGUGGAGUACAUCAAGAAGAAGAUGGAUGAGAAUCUGUCUGCAGAGAGAAGCAUCAAUCUUUUCCACUGUCUGAAUGAACUGAAUGAUCGUUCUCUAGUGGAGCAGAUCCAACAGUCCCUGAGUUCAGGAAGUCUCUCCACAGAUGAUCUCUCUCCUGCUCAGUGGUCAGCUCUGGUCUUCAUCUUACUGUCAUCAGAAGAAGAUCUGGACGUGUUUGACCUGAAGAAAUACUCUGCUUCAGAGGAGGCUCUUCUGAGGCUGCUGCCAGUGUUCAAAGCCUCCAAAAAAAGCUCUACUGAGUGGCUGUGGCCUGUCAGAGAGAAGCUGUGAAGCUCUGUCCUCAGUUCUUAGCUCUCAGUCCUCUAGUCUGAGAGAGCUGGACCUGAGUAACAACAACCUGCAGGAUUCAGGAGUGAAGCUGAUCUCUGUUGGACUGAAGAGUCCACACUGCACACUGGAGACUCUCAGGUCAGGAAUCAUUAACCCAUUCAACUGAUGACCAUUUAAACUCUGAUUAACUUUAGUUGACAAACAGCUGACGUGUAGCUUUGUGUCUGUUGA
This is a messenger RNA of Sander lucioperca (pikeperch), 1147 nucleotides long. RefSeq names its product NLR family CARD domain-containing protein 3-like. Bases 176 to 916 code for a protein of 246 amino acids. Lineage: Eukaryota; Metazoa; Chordata; Actinopteri; Perciformes; Percidae. The record is from RefSeq and is a predicted model, not a curated record. The transcript has 2 exons.